AUGGUCACCUGCAAAUUCUUCCUGCAAGGUAACUGCAGAUAUGGUCAGAACUGUCGCUUUGACCACCCAGGGUCUGGCAGCUCUGGAGGCCAAAGCCAGAGCCAGAACAGAUUUGGACCCCUGGCAAGCGGGAACUCUGGUGGCAGUGCGGGCGGUAACCGCUUUGGCGGUGCUGGCCCUACGGAAGCCAGCAUAGUCGCGAGGGACGCUCCAGCCGAUCUUGAUCCGCAGAAGGCCCGGCCGAAAUGGAUCUUCUCAUCAUAUGGCCCUACGAAGACUGCCUCAAUCUCAUUAAUGGAGGACAAUGAAUACAGCUCUGAGGAGAUCCGUCUACGAUACUACCAAGCCGCCGCUGCUGGCCAGGAAGCUCAAGCUGAUCAGGAAGCGACGCAAAUGUACAACAAGAUCGACCAGGACUAUCAGAGCAUCGUGAACAAUGUCAACAACAUUCCGAAAUUUCUGGAGGAAGGAGAAAAGAAACGUCCCAACCGCCAUGACUUCACUAACGUCGCGGAGUUUAAUGGCAAGAAGACUCGUGACGAGUUCAUUCAGCAAUUCAGCCACGGAGCCGGCUCGGCUUUUGGGGCACCCACCAGCAAUGCAUUUGGAUCUGGCAAUUCGACGAACCCUUUUGCCAAGGCACCUUCUUCGACCUUUGGGCAGCCUACAGCUGCAUCAAAGUUCGGAACCCUUCCAGCAUUUGGCGGAUCUGACAUCACUACUUCGACCCCAGCGUUCGGCCAUGCUUCUACCCCUGCUUUCGGACAAGGUGCUUUCGGAAAACCGGCGAUGGGAAACACAGGAUUUGGUCAGCCUGCAUUUGGUUCGUCAAGCUUUGGACAAAGCGCACAGAAGAAUCCCUUUGCUCCAGCGUCUGCAUCAGGCGGUCUCGGUCAGACGCCGUCAGCUUUUGGUCAGCCAUCCACCACAAACUCCGCCUUCGGCCAAUCCCCUCAGACCAGUACAGCGUUUGGUCAGGCUCCUCAGACGACUAGUGCUUUUGGUCAACCUUCACAACCGCCCUCUAGCUUUGGACAGCCCUCACAGCCGACCUCUGCAUUCGGCCAACCUUCACAGCCUACAUCCUCGUUCGGACAGCCAUCACAACCUACCUCCUCGUUUGGACAGCCGUCUCAGCCUGCUUCCGCAUUUGGCCAGCCACCUCAGCCUACCUCAGGAUUUGGCCAACCCGCACAGUCGAGCUCCGGUUUUGGUCAGCCGUCGCAGCCUACGUCUGCAUUCGGCCAGCCAAGCCAGCCAACGAGCUCCUUCGGGCAACCUAGCCAGCCCUCUACGUUCGGCAAACCGGCUUUCGGCCAGACUGCUCAACCCAGCUCUACUUUUGGCCAGAACACACAGCAAAGCUCAAGUAUAAGCACAUCUUUCGGUCAGGCAGCUGCACCCAGCAGCGGCUUCAGCAACGCCACCAAUGCUGGCUUUGGACAAGUUCAAGGUCAAAAUGCAGGCUUCGGCAAGACGAACGACCAAGACAUGGAGUCAGAGCCGACGGCGCGACCAAAUCCAUUCGGCGCACGCCCUGCUAGCUCAGCCGCCACUGCUACGCAGCCAGUUCAGCAGCAGCAAGGGACAGCCGCUUCCGCCUCAGGUGGUUUCAACCCCGUCAACCCACUCCUGGGCAAGCCCGCCGCUCCCCUUCACGUCACAGAAAGACUGCCCGCCCAGGAUCCCACUUUCGACAUGGGCGGUCGGCUGACUAGCUUCCGUGGUCAGUCCGUGACCUAUAUCGAGCCAGCACCGGCGGCUGCAUUCCCAUGCUUCAUACGCUCUGACACCAAGGAGCCGGAGAGAAUAUGGUAUCCAAAUGCAGGCAAUGAAAAGACUCUACAAAGUUUGAACACGGAGGGGAAGCGGCUGGAUUUUGAGGGUACACCGGAGGAAUAUACGGAUGUGGUUAAGGAGGCGUAUCGGCAUUUGUAUGAGACCGGAUCGUGGAAAGAUGGGAAGCUGCCGCUUGUGCCUCCGGCAAGGGAGAUGGUGGCUUACGAUUUCUAG
Molecule: messenger RNA, 2013 nt
Organism: Cyphellophora europaea CBS 101466
Lineage: Eukaryota; Fungi; Ascomycota; Eurotiomycetes; Chaetothyriales; Cyphellophoraceae
Exons: 3
Coding region: 1-2013 (670 amino acids)
Molecular function (GO): metal ion binding
Source: RefSeq, a predicted model, not a curated record